This is a messenger RNA of Funneliformis mosseae, 486 nucleotides long. NCBI's taxonomy places the organism in Eukaryota, Fungi, Glomeromycota, Glomeromycetes, Glomerales, Glomeraceae. The record is from the annotation of a GenBank genome assembly.
AUGGAACAAAUUAAAAGGUAUCAAGUUCAACUUGAUAGAGAGUUGUCUAAAUAUCCACAAAUUGUUAAAAUCUCAGAACAAUGUAACGUGCCCAAAACAUAUUUAGUUGAAGGAGUGGCUGGUUUCGUCAUUUUAUUGUUAUUUUUUAACGUUUGGGGACAAUUAUUCAGCAAUUUAGUCGCUUGGGGAUAUCCUGCGUAUGCUUCUUUCAAAGCUAUCGAGACCGCGAAAAAAGAUGAUGACACUCAGUGGUUAACUUAUUGGACUGUAUUAGGAUUCAUUCAUACUCUUGAAUUCUUUUCUGAUAAUAUUUUAUCUUGGCUUCCAUCUUACUUUUUUCUCAAGACUUUAUUUUUCCUCUGGUUAUUCAUGCCGCAAACUAAAGGGGCACAAAAAUUAUAUACAGGUUUCUUGAGACCAACACUUUUGACCUAUGAAAAAGAUGUUGAUUCACAACUAAAUCGAGUUAAAACUAAAUAUAUGUAA